Messenger RNA from Spea bombifrons (plains spadefoot toad), 2146 nucleotides. RefSeq names its product cytokine receptor like factor 1 (gene CRLF1). Gene Ontology annotation, molecular function: protein binding; cytokine receptor activity. The transcript has 8 exons. Gene Ontology annotation, biological process: cytokine-mediated signaling pathway. NCBI's taxonomy places the organism in Eukaryota, Metazoa, Chordata, Amphibia, Anura, Pelobatidae. Gene Ontology annotation, cellular component: external side of plasma membrane. The coding region runs from base 224 to 1426 and encodes 400 amino acids. The record is from RefSeq and is a predicted model, not a curated record.
GGGUUUUCCUUUAACCUGCAAGCUGUCUCUUCUCUUUAUAACUGCUUCACUUAAUUCUCUUCUACUUUUUUUUUUUUUUAAAUAUAAGAUAAGCUCAUAAAGACAAUUGAUUUCCGCUACAACAUUACACUGGGGAAAAAAUCCCAAAAAAACUUCUGGAAUUUGCAAGAUAUAAGGUGGAAUUUUUUGAAAGUGCUCAAGUGGAUUUAAAAAGUCCUGAAAUAUGAUCGCUUUAGUCUUCCUAUGGAUAUGCACGCUAAUUGUGAACUCCUUCACUUAUCCAGCAGUAAUAUCCCCACAAGACCCAACCCUAAUGAUAGGAUCAUCACUAACAGCAGCUUGUUCAGUGGACCCUGAAAUGAACCUGAAAGUAGAUGACCUAUUCUGGACCCUUAAUGGGAGAAGGCUCCCAGCGGAGUUGUAUAAGAUACUCAAUGGCACAGCUAUGAGUGUGACUUUGAAUAACUUGAAUGGAUCCAAGCAGCAGUCAGGAGAUAACCUGGUGUGUCACGGCAAAGACGGGAGAAUCCUGGCGGGCUCAUGUCUUUAUGUUGGAUUACCACCAGAAAAGCCCACUAACAUAACCUGUUGGUCGAAAAAUAUGAAAGAUCUAACUUGCAAAUGGGUUCCUGGGAGUGAAGGAGAAACCUAUCUGCAUACAAACUACACUUUGAAAUACAAAUUAAGGUGGUAUGGCAAAGACAACACAUGUCAAGAAUAUCAUACCAUGGGGCCUUAUUCCUGUCAUAUCCCAAAGGAUCUUGCCCUCUUUACACCCUAUGAGAUUUGGGUGGAAGCUUCGAACAGGCUGGGUUCCACCACCUCUGACAUAGUAACCUUGGACAUUCUUGAUGUGGUGACCACAGACCCACCAUCUGAUGUCCAUGUGAGUCGGGUUGGUGACUUGGAGGACCAGCUAAGUGUCCGAUGGAGUUCUCCCCCAGCUCUGAAAGAUUUUCUUUUCCAAGCUAAAUAUCAGAUCCGAUAUAGGGUAGAAGACAGUACAGAGUGGAAGGUUGUUGAUGAUGUGGGCAACCAGACAUCCUGCCGUCUUGCUGGAUUGAAGCCAGGAACUGUCUAUUUUGUUCAGGUUCGCUGUAACCCGUUUGGGAUAUAUGGAUCUAAGAAAGCAGGCAUCUGGAGUGAUUGGAGCAAUCCCACUGCUGCCUCAACUCCGAGAAGUGAGAGGAUCACUGGGGUAUGCGAUCCAAAGAGUGGGGAGCAAAACUCUACCCUUAGACGGGAACUGAAGCAGUUCUUUGGAUGGGUCAAGAAACAUGCAUAUGGCUGCUCCAACCUUAGCAUCAAGUUGUAUGACCAGUGGAGAGUAUGGCUGCAGAAAUCCCACAAAACACGGAACCAGAUUUCUGAUACAUACCAUGCCCUAAUUGCGGUCUAUAAACACAUGAGGACUUCUUGGAGAUGAAUACCCCAUAAUACACGUGCUUUUAUAAGACUAUAAAGAGUUGUGUUACUGGGAUGUUAAGAGAUUACACAAUAACUCUUUAUUAAAUGUUUUUCAGCGGUUAGAGGUGCCAUCCCUUGUAGCCAGUAAGAAAGCAUAUUUUAUAAAGAAUUUUAAGUUACAAUUAGCCCUCAACACCCUUUUUAGAAUUGUAUUUUUGAACAGAAUAGAAUUUACUCCGUUUCUUAAUUUUACUUAAAGAUUUAGUGAACCCUUUGCCCUUGAGUCAUCUUUACAUGUUUAUCUUAUGUUAAAAACUAAUGAAAAAUGACUUCUACUCAAAAAAACUUGACAUACUCUGGUAACAACUUCCUGAUGGUCUACUGAGAAGUGAGUGGCAUCUAUUUAUUUUUGAGGCACAAUUGACCCUUGCUAGUUUCUCCUUUAUCAUGAGAACAUCUGCAGAUUUUAUGUUAAUAGUGCUAUUUGCUUGGCUGUAAGCUGUGUGCAGAAGAUAAAGGGCUGUCGACCCUUUUGGUUGCAUUACUACAUCCGGUCAUUAGUAAAACUUGCCAGUGGUGAUUAUCCCUACAUGGAUUUCAAAAUUCAGACAACCUUAAGCAUACACCGUGGUUCCCUUUGCACAAAUGGUAUAUGGAACAACGAUGUUUCAGUUUUAUAUAGCUGCCAACAGUUCUAAACGGAUUCAAGUCUCCUUUAAGCAUUGAAGUGGGUACUGCC